This is a messenger RNA of Cryptococcus wingfieldii CBS 7118, 1308 nucleotides long. RefSeq names its product O-sialoglycoprotein endopeptidase. The transcript is spliced from 4 exons. Gene Ontology annotation, biological process: mitochondrial tRNA threonylcarbamoyladenosine modification. Bases 1 to 1308 code for a protein of 435 amino acids. NCBI's taxonomy places the organism in Eukaryota, Fungi, Basidiomycota, Tremellomycetes, Tremellales, Cryptococcaceae. Gene Ontology annotation, cellular component: mitochondrion. The record is from RefSeq and is a predicted model, not a curated record.
AUGCGCAUCCCCCGCCCCCGCCCAAGCCUCGCCCUCGCCAUAGAGUCCAGCGCCGACGACUCCAGCGCCGCCCUCGUCGACACCGCCCGCCGCAUCCUCUCCCUGCAUACCAUCUCCCAGCACGCCCAGAACGCCCAGCACGGCGGCAUACAUCCCCUCAAAGCACAGGCCCUCCACGCGAGAAACGUCCCCCUCGCCGUCGAGCGUGUGUUGAGGGAUGCCAGGCAGCAGGGUAUCACAUGGAGGGACGUGGAUAUCGUGGGGUAUACGAGGGGACCGGGGAUGAGGGGAUGUUUGCAUGUCGGCGAGAUGGUCGCAAAGGGCCUCGCUGCCGGCUGGGGCAAGCCGCUCGUCGGGGUGCAUCAUAUGCAAGCACAUGCUCUCACACCGCUCCUGACUGAGCACACCCCGCCCGAGUUCCCAUUCCUCGUCCUCCUGCUCUCAGGCGGCCAUACCCAGCUCGUCCUCGCAGAGAGCGUAUUCAAAUUCAAGAUCCUCAUGGACACUCUCGACUCUAAAAUCGGCGACGUAUUCGAAAAAUCCGCCCGUCUCCUCAACCUCCCCCCGUCCCCCUCCCUCUCCCCCGGCGCCACCCUCGAACACUACGCCUCCCUCCCUCCUCUCCCUCCCUUCGCCUCUUCCUCUUCCUCUUCCCCUCCCUUACUCAAACCUUUGCCCAUACCGCUGACGCAAGGGAGCGCCAAACACGUCGUAGGCUGGAGUUUCGCCGGCCUCCUCGCAGCCCUCUCUCGCCGCGUCGAGGAACACAACUCCACCUCCAACUCCAACCCCCAAGGAGAAUCAGGAGGGUGGGGCGAACCUCACCAACGCGCAUACUCCAACCUCCUCCAACACGCAACCACCCUCCACCUAACUACCAAACUCUCUCAAACCCUGUCCUCCCUUCCCCCCCUCCUGAAGGAGAAGCUGAGCGGGAUGGCAGUCUCCGGCGGGGUGGCUUCCAACAAGUACCUUCGCGCCAAGCUUGAGGCGUGUUUGAGAGAGAGUUUGGGAGAGGGGAAGGGGGUUUGGUAUCCGCCUGUUUCUUUGUGUACUGAUAAUGCGGCGAUGAUAGCGUGGACAGCCCUCUUACGCUACGACGCCCGUCUCACCUCAUCAUCAUCCUCCUCUCCCCCCCUCUCUCCCUCUUCUUCUCCCUUCAUACAACCUUCAUCAUCACCACCACCACCAACACCACAUAUACGAGAACCAGACCCAGACCGGUGGGCGGGGGACGGCUACGCCCUGGACCUGCGUCCGAAAUGGAGUUUGGAAGAUCUGUACGACGAUGUACCCGGAGGUUUCUGA